AUGGGCUCUCUUCUCACCAGGACUGGCGUCCUGCCAUGGCUCCAGGCCAAGAUUGUUGAUCCCGUGCUGCAGGUCAUCAGAAGGGGAGCAGAACCCAAGCAACUGGCCUUCUCUGCCGCCCUUGGUGUCACGAUUGGGAUCUUUCCAAUAUGUGGGACCACUGUUAUUCUUGGUGCUGUUGCUGUAGCAAUGUUGGGAAGUCGUUGCAAUGCUGUUACUGUUAUGGUUCUAAAUUUGGCCGCCACUCCAAUUGAGCUAAGCUUGAUCGUCCCUUUCUUGCGUUUGGGGGAAACCAUCACUGGCAGUGGGCACUUCCCCUUAACAGCCGACGCAUUGAAGAAUGUUCUCACUGGUCAUGCAUCAAAGGAUGUGCUACUGAGCAUCGUCCAUGCGAUGCUGGGUUGGCUUAUUGCUGCGCCAUUUGUACUGGUCGUGCUGUACGCUGUUUCGUUCCCUUGUUUCAAGGUCCUGGUCAACAGGUUUGGCGGCAUUCCUUCGAGCCCCAGGACCCCAAUCAAGGCGGUGUAA
This is a messenger RNA of Miscanthus lutarioriparius, 528 nucleotides long. The record is from the annotation of a GenBank genome assembly. NCBI's taxonomy places the organism in Eukaryota, Viridiplantae, Streptophyta, Magnoliopsida, Poales, Poaceae.